Messenger RNA from Nezara viridula (southern green stink bug), 1869 nucleotides. NCBI's taxonomy places the organism in Eukaryota, Metazoa, Arthropoda, Insecta, Hemiptera, Pentatomidae. The record is from the annotation of a GenBank genome assembly.
CAGGUUACCUCUUCGUUAGUUAGUGGCGUCUUGAAUUAUUAUUAUAUAUCUCAAUUUAUUAAUAUUAUAUUGUUUUAAUUUGGGUUAUUAACAUCAGGUAUCUACUCAUGAGAGUAGUUAUCCAUAAUGAAUGGAAAUUUAUUGCGGUCUCAAGGUUUAUUGGCCAUAGCUGUAGGUGCCGGAGUUGUAAUUGGCGCUGCAGGAGUCUUUCUAUAUGAGCAUCUGUUUAAAGAGAAAAGAAGGCUUAUUUUACAAAAGGAUGUAACGAAACUUGGAAUAUCGAUUUCAGAGUUGAAAAAAGAACUACAAGAACUAAGAGACUCUCAGAAGAGACUACGGCGUAAUAGAAUCAAAGCUGUUACUUAUGCCACUACAGAUCUUGAAUCCGAAACACAAUCUGUUGUAGAAGAUCUAGAUGAUGAUGAAUUUUAUGACUUAUCCGAUGAUGAAGAAACGGCAGUAAAUUCAGUUAGUCCGAGUGAUGGUCAGUCUUCAGAGUUUCAAGAAAUAGAUGCUUUGUUGGUUGGUUCUGAAGAAGAUAAAAGAAGAUGCCUAGAAAAACUCGAAGAUAUGUACAAUCAGGAUAGAGAAAAUCCGGAAGUUUUAUGGAGGUUUGCAAAAUGUUGCCACUCAAUUGCUACCAUAAAAGAAUCACAAAAUGAUCUUGAACAGAAGAAACAAUACAUAGCCAAAGGUUUAGAAUAUGCAACAAAGUGCUUAGAACUAGCUCCACGAUCGUCCAAUGCCCACAAGUGGUAUGCAAUCUGUAUUGGUGCUCGGUCUGAAACUCAGGGCGUUAAAGAAAAACUCAAAGAUGGAUUAGAAUUCAAAGAACACGUAGAAGAAGCUCUGAAGAUCAAACCAUCCGAUCCGACUUUGCACUAUCUUCUUGGAAGGUUUUUGUAUGAGGUUGCCAGUCUGUCAUGGGUAGAAAGAAAAGUUGCGACAACAUUGUUUGGCGAGGUACCUUACACUACCUACCCCGAGGCUGUACAAUCUUUGACAAAGGCUGAGGAGCUAUCCGUAAACCCUUGGAAAGAAAAUAGGUUGCUCUUGGCAAAGUGUUAUAUUCAAAUGGGAGAAUACGCUGAGGCUGUGUAUUGGCUAGAUAAAGCCGAUGAUGUGGAAACUAUUACCAAAGAAGAUCAUAAGGCUGAAAUAGAAAUAUUGUCACUUAAGAAGAAAUAUCAGCACCAUAGAGGAACGUAAGAACUGUUAUUUUAAACAUUCGUGCUCUCUAUUUGGUUUAUAUGAAGUGCACAUUAGGUGGCUAGUAGUAGAGGUCAUAUACGUGUGCAUUUCUUUUAAAAUAUAUUUAUUUUUUAUGCAUGAUAUGUUGAAUUUAUCUAUAUGUAUCUUUGUCCAAUGUACCAGAGAGGUCUAUAGUAGUUAAAUAUGUCCGUGUAUUCAUGUUUGUCGUUUGUAUGUUUGGAUUGGGUCAUUAGAUGGUUAUGGUUGGUACGAGUAUUUGUAUCUUGUAGAGAUAUUUUAUAAAUCAAAGAGAUAUAGUUCAAAUUUUAUCAGAUGCGGCUGUGUUUAUGAUGAUACCUGCAAACUUCCUGUUUAUUAUUUUUUAAAGUUUAUUUUUGAUUUUAAAUGAAAUAUUUUCCACAUUGAUAAUUUUUAAGUAAUAACAUUUUGAUAUGUAUCAAUUAUUUGUAUACUUAGUAUCUGCUGUUAUGCGAGGUUGUCACAAAAUAUCAGAUAGCUCCUAAAUGUUGAUUUAAUUUAAAAUUAACUUAUGUUUUAUUGUUAUUAGCAAUAUAAUACGUUUAAAGUCUUCUCAUCAUUAUCAGUUUUGUUGAAUAAUUAUGAAUUGUUUACCCUUAGGUGUCUAUUUUCUCGACAUGUUCUAUAAGUAUAAUAAUU